AUGGAUCCCGCAGGCGCUGCGGGAACCGGCGGAAACGAUGCAGCGCCGGUCUCCGCCUCACUGUCCCUGAAAUCCUGCUUCGGCCAGGGCCUGAGGCAGCUGAGCCACACCGAGGGGCUUUGCAACGCCACCCUGAUCGCUGGGGGAAGAAGGUUCCCGUGCAACCGGGCCCUGCUGGCCUCCAUCAGCCCCUACUUCCAAGCCAUGUUCGCCAGCGGCUUCAAGGAGUCCGUCGACGGAGAGGUGCUCCUGCAGGAUAUGAACCCGGCUGUGCUCCAGAGCCUGCUGGGCUACCUCUACUCGGGGGAGCUGUCGCUCAGCGCAGAGACCGCAGAGGACCUCUUCACGGCAGCCAGCCGGCUGCAGCUCAGCCCAGCGCUGGCGCUCAUCAGCAGGUACCUAGUAGAGAAGAUCUCCAUGGAAAGCUGCCUUCGCCUCUACUCGCUGGCUUGGGACCACAACAACCCCGCCUUGCUGCAGGGCUCGAUGCGCUACCUGAGCCUCCACUUUGAGCCCCUCCUGGAGCACAAAGACUUCCCCUGCCUCGACCUCGGGGCUCUGGUGGGCAUUCUCUCCUCCGACCACCUUGCGGUGCCCUCCGAAAUGGCCGUCUUCCUGGCUGUGCAGCGCUGGGUGGCAGCCGAGCCCGCCGGGCGGCUUCCCACACUCGGGACGCUGCUGCGGCAUGUCCGCCUCCCGCUGCUGACUCGCGAGGAGAUCGCCCGCAUCCAGGCGGACGUGGCGGCGCUCGGCCGGGAGGUGGAGGUGCAGUGGGAGGAUCUGGACGGGGCAGGGCGGCUGCGGGAGAGCGGGGGCCUCCGGCAGGGCAUGUUCCGGGAGAGGAUCGUGUGCAUCAAGGUGCCUCGCCUGAGAGACAUCCUGUCCGUCAGCGAGGACAUGGAUUGCUACAUGGAGUGCAUAAACCCGGGGACGGGCUCGAGGACCAGGCUGCCGCCCCUAGAGCUGGUGGCGCUGCCCGGCUGCUCUGCCCUGGAACACAGGCUGUACCUCUCCGGUGGGAAGCACUCCGACGGCUCCUACUCCCGUGCUCUGCACGAGUACAACUCGCUCGCCGACCGCUGGGUCCAGCUCCCCGCCAUGUCCACCCCCCGCUCUGUGCACAUGCUCCUGGCGUGCAAGCAGAGGCUGUUCGCCCUGAGCGGCUGGAACGACACGGGCGCCCUGGCCUCUGCCGAGUGCUUCGACGUGGCGCGGCAGGCGUGGGCGCCCAUCGCCAGCCUGCCCAUCAUCCUGCGCUUCUCUGCUUCGGCCCCGUACAAGAACAGGCUGUACCUGAUCGGCGGGGACGCGGACUCCGACGAGGUGCUUUACCAGGGCAUCCUCGUCUACGACAUCCACUUGGACACCUGGGCACAGGUGCCGCUGGACUUCUGUCUCCAUGGUGCGGCCGCUGUCCCCAUGGAGACGGGGAUCUGUGUCAUCGGGGGCUUCUUUUCAAAGAAGAUCGCGCACUCCUACCCGAAUGGGCGCUUCAGCCAGCUCCUCCCCUGCACUUCCAAGUGCUUCUUCAUGCACGAGGCCGGCACGGUCAGCCGGGAGGUCGUCAUCCCUCCGCUGCCGCUGCCCCUGGCCUUCGCCGGCGCCACCUGCUUCCAGGGGAAGGUUUACGUGAUGGGAGGCGUCUGCACCUCCAGGACGCACGACUCCAUCUACCACUGGCAGCCUGGGGAAGCCGCCUGGACGCGCUACCCAGAGAGCCUCACGGGUCAGGGGGCCGUGGUGCGGAGGGUACUGAAGUGCGUGACCCUGAAGGUGGCCCGGCCGAAGAUGAGGACGCUCAUUCGAGAUGCGUCUGCCAGCCAGGUGGCCGUUGGGCUGCUGGACUCGAAGGCCCCCUCUGGGGAGGGCAGCCGGGAUGGCUGUCCCUCACGCUCCCCGGGGGCAGAACCCACAAGAGCUGCAGAAACACCUCGCAGGGAAGAGAUAUUUUCGUCCGGAUUCCCCUCAUAUUCGGCCGACUAA
Molecule: messenger RNA, 1983 nt
Organism: Varanus komodoensis (Komodo dragon)
Lineage: Eukaryota; Metazoa; Chordata; Lepidosauria; Squamata; Varanidae
Product: kelch-like protein 35
Exons: 4
Coding region: 1-1983 (660 amino acids)
Molecular function (GO): protein binding
Source: RefSeq, a predicted model, not a curated record